AUGGAUUCUCCAUUUUUUGCAAAGAUUAAACGAUUCCGUCCACCUUCGAAUUUUAAUCAACCUCAGUUCAAAGGUUUGUUUGAUGGAAAAAAUGGAGAUACGGUGGAGCAUGUCCAACGAUUUCAAGCCUUGAUGAGCUUGUGGGGGUACAGUGAUGAGCUACUUUGCAGAACAUUCCCAACGACUUUGACGGGUAAGGCUCUAACCUGUUUCUCUCAUUUAAAGUCUAAUUCGAUCAAGAAUUUUGGAAUGUUGUUGGAUGCAUUCUUCGAGCAAUACAAGAUUAACCUCGGAAGCAAAAAAGGAAGCAGUCACUUAUUCCUCUUGCAUCAAGAGCCUGCUGAAAGUCUAAGUGAUUGCAAUAGGAGGUUCCGUCAAGAAGUUGGUGAAGUCGGAAAAGUUGAUGAGAAUUUCGUAAUAGAAGCAUACAAAAAUGCAUUGGAUUACGAUGAGUUUGGAAUUUACAACUCAUUAACAAUUCAGCCAGUUGGAAGCCUCAGAGAAUUGUAUGACAGGGCUGAUAGGUAUGCAAAGGCAGAGAGAGAAAAGAAGGCAAAGUUGUCACGGACAGCAAAAAGGCCCGCAACCGAGGGACACGCCACACCAAGACAACAUUUUGAGGGUGAUUCCAAAAGGAAAAAUCACGAUGAACCCUGA
Papaver somniferum (opium poppy) is the source of this 657-nucleotide messenger RNA. RefSeq lists its product as uncharacterized. Lineage: Eukaryota; Viridiplantae; Streptophyta; Magnoliopsida; Ranunculales; Papaveraceae. The transcript has a single exon. The coding region runs from base 1 to 657 and encodes 218 amino acids. The record is from RefSeq and is a predicted model, not a curated record.